Messenger RNA from Peniophora sp. CBMAI 1063, 303 nucleotides. The record is from the annotation of a GenBank genome assembly. NCBI's taxonomy places the organism in Eukaryota, Fungi, Basidiomycota, Agaricomycetes, Russulales, Peniophoraceae.
AUGUGGGACCAGGGAUACAGCAUCGCCGACAUCAAGGCGACGUUGGUCGAGUACUGUCUAGUAUCCCUACAGACCGAAGAGAGUGCUAUGAUCUCGUUCGUCGUCAGCGCGCUCACUAAGAAGCCGAAGCUUUCCUUCGACCCAACAACGCUGUGUACACUCGUAGAAGACAGUCUUGCGGCGUAUCAAGAGCAUGCGGCGUUUCUCCCUAGGCGGCGCCCCAUCGCUCCCACCAUGCCGCCGAAGGACAACCCGCUGCAUCCAUCUCCGCUCGCUCAACCGCAGCAUCACAAAGCGCAGUAG